CUUUCUUAAUCUUCGCUUCGUUUCGCUUUUACUACCAACCCCUGCUCGUUUGUUGGCUUACUAUCCGAGUCGUCGAUUUCGUGCGUUCGCCGAACCUCGCGAUAAUCGCAUCCCUGGACUCGACUUCGCCUCCCACAUCCUACCCUUCUUCUACCUCCAACCAUCUAACGUAACAUCCAUCUCGACUACAUGAAGAUAUGGCGCAUCAACAGAUCGUUCGCCCGCGAUGACCUCUAGGCCCCCUAUGGCCGUCCCUCAGCGACAGCCUCAGAGAACUUUAAGCGGCUCGGGGUUGUCGCAGUCCCCUACCCACCAGCGAACACUCUCCCAACAAUACCUACCUCAAUCCCCUAUACGAAAGUCGGAGAGCUUCAGCGAACAGUCUUCAGAUGUCGGCGAUGUAUCACAGAGUCGGUAUAACACCGUCCCUAGGAGGGGAGGUUCGAGGCUUAAGCUCGAGUUGGCCAAUGAUGGUAUUGAGCAUCCCGGUUUUAGUGAAUCCCCGCAGAACUUGGACGCCCUAUCCGCCAACAAGGCCUUUACUCCAUCACGAAUAAUGUCGAUGAAUGAUGUAUCUGAUGCUGGCGAUACCACUCCUCGUACUUCGAGAUGUCAGACCGCAGACGAUGACUCGGUUCCGUUACCCAUGCCUCCUCGUCGAAUCCGAUUGGUCGUGCCCGCUAAACGACCAGCGGAAUCAUCAACAACAACGAAUACACCUAAAAAGGACGCUCGUCCCAAGCCAUUUGUCCUCGAGACGCCUUCGAUCGCUCCUCGCUACCCGAAUACGGGCAAGGCAGAGCCCUCCGGUAAAACACGAAAUAAGGAUGUCGCCCCUCGUGCGUGUACUAACCUAUGCGUAGGGAUUGCCGAUUUCUAUCCCUGGACCGGGAAUCAUCCAGAGGACCAAUUCUCCGAUAGCAUUAUUAGGCAUGGGUUUUUUGAUAAGGCGCCGGCGCAAUCCACGCAAGAACCUGCGUCUGCAAAGGCUCCGUUAUUUCCCGCCUUAAAGCACAAGAGCGGACUUCACACACUAUCAACUAUAUUCACCAGCAUACUAAAUCAGAGGAGGCAUAGUGGCCAAAUUAACUCAGCUUCUACCUUCAAACCUCCACCUCGAGUUACCCUAACCGACACGAAAAGGGAGAUCUGGCUCAAGGAUCUUGCUAACCCUGCCAUAUCUCUCAGGCGCCUUAGUCGAACGAUCCCUCAUGGUAUUCGUGGCAAGGUCCUACUCGAACAAUGUCUGAACAAGAACGUCCCCACGGAUCGUGCUGUUUGGUUAGCAAAAUGUGUCGGUGCCAAUGAAAUUCGAGCAUUUAAAAGGAAAGGGGUUAAUGGUAUAUUCGUUAUGGGCGGAGAAGCCAAAUGGAUUAGAGACUGGACUGUAUUUGUCGAACAAUUUGUUGAGGCCGUCACCAACGCAUUUAACGAUAGUAACUGGAAGACCAAGGUGACUUAUGCUAUCCGCCUUGCUACUCACCUUUACGCCGAACACCUCUUAGACCGCGAUCAUUACAUGGAGUGGCUAGUUUCUGGGUUGGAAAACAGCAAUCAAGCGAAGCUUCCCAUGUGGCUUUUAAUCAUCCAGAUAUACUGGAAAGAUUUACUUAAAUUGAGGAGGCAUGGACGCCGAUUGGUCCACGCCGUCCUCUCCCAUCACUCUUCUAUAUUAUACCAUCCCGAUCGCGAGAUUUUACUACCCCUUUCUACACGCUUACAAUCCCUAGUAGAGUCCUUACUUCUCGCUAGUCCCGAGAACUUCGUCAACCCCGCGACUUGGUUGAAAUUCCGCGAUUCUCUACUCGAACAUACCAGAUCGAGCAAUACCGAAUGCAGGUCACGAGCCUUCAAGUCGAUCGAUUUACGCAAUGACUACUUGACGAGUUCUAAUGCAAAGUCGCAACCCGCCCUUCGAAGCAUUGUGGUGCAGAUGCUUGACAACAUACAAAGGGCCCCUCUUAAUACUACGAUUCCGAAACAACUUUGGAAAACAAGCGAAAAUAAACCAUCCAUAGUGAGAACCAUUCUCGAAUGGUCUACAUCCCUAUACAGACCAGGUAUUGCGAAGAUAUACAUUGCUGCCGCACUCUUGCGAUCGUCAUCCGAAUUAGACGUCGACGUUACUAGAUCCGUUUUAGAUUUCUUAGAUUCCGAUCCUCUCGAAGAAACUGCUCGGAAGCAACUCGUAUACCACCUUGUAUCGGAACUUUCUCGAUCUAGCCACUUCUCGGUUCCUCUAUACAUACAAUGGCUCAUCGCUCGUGGUGGCAUUUUAAAUCCUGUCGAGGCAGCACGAGACGGACCAUGUGCUACAAGGCUUCUCGUCGAGAUUCCCCUCCAUUGUCUAAGCGAAUCCAUGAAAAACCUGCGAGGUACUUUACUACGACGAGGGUCUUUCUCAGUUGAUGAUGAGGCAAGGGACAUGGCACUGGCGAUCAGUUGCGUGAAGAGCAUACUCUCCGUUCCACUUGACCCUAGUGACCCCUUAUUUAACAAGAAGCCCAUGAGCCUGAAGAAGCUGACAAAACGGAUUGACUUAAGUAGUCGCUCCCUUAAGACAACCAUUGCUUCGUGGCUCAGCAACGACUUUAUUACCGAGUCUACUGAAAUUUUUUCGUCCGGUAGUGGCGUCGAACUUCCCAAACCCGCCUUCGAGACGGUUCGAACUUUACUUGAAGCCGCCGAAGACUAUACAAUGCUCGAGAAUGUCUUGAAAUCGAUGGCAGCGUACUCGAACGCCGAACUCCUCGCAUGUUGUGUCGAUACUGUCAAUCUCCAUUUACCAGUAUUUACCUCUACUGGAUCCGCCAAGUCGCUCUUCGAAAUAUACUACGAACGAUUAAAGACGAUCAUUGAAGAACAAGGUGUGGGUACCCGCCCACUUCUUGCGUCUCUUGCAAACUUGGCACCACGAUUGGCUGGUAUAGAAGAAGCGGCAGCACAGUUACAAAAUGAUUUGAUUCGGAUAGACCGCAGCAGUGCUGCUGACGCCUCUUCGCCUUUAUCCGACAAUAUGGCAACGCAGCUCCAAGACGCCGAAACAGAACUAAGCGAGCAGAUCGAGAAACUUGCUAGUUAUACGAGUGCGGAUAGACCGACGAUGGAGCGUUUAUUUUAUGCGAUCGUGAAGAAACUACAAACAUAUUGGGGAAAAGACGAUGAACGCCAGCGGCUGUGUUGUAUCCUUCUUACGAGACUACGCGUAUUCGAUAUCCAGCAUUUUAACGAGCUUAUGAAGAUUUGGGUCCAACAUCUUCGCAAACUUACGAACCGACCAUAUAUCGCGCAGCUAUUUCCACCGCUCAUUAGUUCAGGUUGUUUAUCUCUUGCAAUUUUGUUUGCGACGGCUGCAAGGAAUCAGAACCAAGUUUCCCAAUCUCAACCAACCGGGGUUGGAUUCGCUUCUAUUUACCAGCAGGAAGUAUUGCAGAUGUUGAUGAUGCCUUUUAGCCCGAGCCCGGUUAUGACGUCCGAGGACUGCUAUCGCUUCCGCAUCAUCCAAGAUCAUGCCAAGCGUGACCAUGCUAGGGAUUUAAUGCCCUUGAUUCGUGGGGCGUUGGCAGAAUACUCGGCCUCUCACAACCAGCAAGCAUCGAUACCUCAGCCACUUGAAGACGAACAAACCGAGGCGACACUCCUCGAACUCAUUCGAGACCUCGUUCUAGUUGAUCCUAGUGCUGCUAGCCAAAUUGUCUCACUCAAGGGUCCCGAUCCGAAACUAGCAGCGCUUAUCGAGACUUGGACUACAAAGUUAUUAGUUCCAGACGGUGGUGGUGGUCAAAAGUCUUUCGAGCAAGUUUUGGAAUUGGCCAACGAAUUCACGUUGCCGUUCUGCCAAGUCAAGCUUUCCCUAAACUUAGCGACCGAUGAAUUAGGCGGUGUCGAAGGGUCGGAGAGAAUUCAGUCGCAAUUUGAACAGCUAUCAAAGGCUCUCGAUAACGCCAUUGAUGCAAAUAAUAUCAUGUGGACGGGCAUGCUCCCCUCCCUAAGCCCUGAUAUUACGCAGCAUAUGAGAAAUAGAGCCGAAUCACGCUUCCUAGAGAUCAUCCCAUCUCUCAAGAAUCCUCCAGAAGACGCCCUUUUUCACAAGGAUAUCCAUAUGGCGGAGAACUUACUAACGGUUAUUGAUUCCAUAUUUCGCGGGGGGUCAGGAUCGAAGGUAUCUCCACUUUCAAGUUCUUUGGUGGACAAACUUGCAGACCUAUGGGAUAUCCUAGCUUCAAAAGCCGAUGAGUAUGCGUUACUGAAAAACGCAGUACUAUCACAUUGGUUACCCCUCAUCUUUUCUUACUUAACCCUUUAUACAUCACCAUCCGCAGGAGCAGUCGACGUGUCUAAACUAACCGGCGGCGAAAUUCGCGGACGCGCUUUAAUUGUCCUCGCUGGUCUCGUUCAGGAACUCGAUAAUUAUCCAACCUUCAACCUUGGACGAAAAGCCUUCGAUAUUGCUCUCGCUCUCGUAGACGGAUUACCUGAAGAGGCACGCUUACAGUGCGUGCGUGCAGUAAAAGACGCUACAGCUGAUCCCAGGAUCAGGUACCUAUUUAGUUUCGCUCCGAAUCCGGCGGAAGAUUUCAUGUUAGCCCAUCGCGAUAAGCCAUUACUCGGGCCUAAUGAGAGAAGGGCGAUGGCAAUGGGUAUGGGAGCUAGCAUGAUACCGGAGAGGUUGACUCCUUUCGUUAUCAGGAGGUGGGAAAUCCUCAACGAACCUACCCCCAACGUUGGCGAGAACGACACAAGCUUGAGCUUGACAUUAUUCGACGCUAGGAAAAUAAAAUAAUGCAUAAUAAGGAGUUUAAUCAACCUCGCUCCUUCAAUUUCACGUCGGCUUAUAUCGAUAUCGAAGAUAGUAUUCUAGGCGAGGACCCGAUCGGUUUUCGA
Hypoxylon trugodes is the source of this 4884-nucleotide messenger RNA. RefSeq lists its product as uncharacterized. Bases 227 to 4783 code for a protein of 1518 amino acids. Gene Ontology annotation, biological process: regulation of transcription by RNA polymerase II. NCBI's taxonomy places the organism in Eukaryota, Fungi, Ascomycota, Sordariomycetes, Xylariales, Hypoxylaceae. Gene Ontology annotation, molecular function: transcription coregulator activity. The transcript is spliced from 3 exons. The record is from RefSeq and is a predicted model, not a curated record. Gene Ontology annotation, cellular component: mediator complex.